AUGCGCUCCAAGUUCAAGGACGAGCACCCCUUUGAGAAGCGCAAGGCAGAAGCCGAGCGUAUCCGUCAGAAAUACGCUGAUCGCAUUCCAGUAAUCUGUGAGAAAGUCGAGAAGUCGGACAUCGCCACCAUUGAUAAGAAGAAGUAUCUUGUUCCUGCAGACCUUACCGUCGGGCAGUUCGUCUAUGUUAUCCGCAAGCGCAUCAAGCUGUCUCCUGAGAAGGCUAUCUUCAUCUUCGUCGACGAGGUGCUACCACCAACAGCUGCACUUAUGAGCAGUAUCUACGAAGAACACAAGGAUGAAGAUGGCUUUCUGUACAUCACAUAUUCCGGGGAAAACACCUUCGGCGAUCUUUAA
Aspergillus pseudotamarii is the source of this 357-nucleotide messenger RNA. RefSeq names its product autophagy-related protein 8. Gene Ontology annotation, molecular function: phosphatidylethanolamine binding. Gene Ontology annotation, biological process: macroautophagy; cellular response to nitrogen starvation. Lineage: Eukaryota; Fungi; Ascomycota; Eurotiomycetes; Eurotiales; Aspergillaceae. Gene Ontology annotation, cellular component: autophagosome; cytosol; fungal-type vacuole membrane. The coding region runs from base 1 to 357 and encodes 118 amino acids. The transcript has 3 exons. The record is from RefSeq and is a predicted model, not a curated record.